GCUGUGAAGUCAGAGAGAGGGAGUGUGUGUGAGAGACACUCCCGCUGAGCAAAUUCAAACCACAGAGAAACAGAAGAUUUUCAUAGUUUCAAACAACUUUAUGCUGUUGGGUGUACAGCAGAGGUCUGUGAGGAUUCUUAACAGAGAGGAGGAGAGAAGAUUAAAGACACGCAGAGAGAGGAAAAGGAGGGUCAAGUGUCAGAAUACAAACUGUGCCAAAGGAAAUCUGCAGGAGGAGAAAACGAGGAGCUGACACUCAUCUCUGAACACAGCUCUGGACUAAGAUGGAAGUCUACACUGUAACAGUGGCAACUGGUACAUCCGAGUAUUCAGGCACCAACAACUACAUCUUUGUGACCCUGGUGGGGGAGAGAGGGGAGAGUGAGCGUACCCUGCUGGACAACCCUGGGCUGGACUUCUGUCGAGGAGCAGUGGAUCAGUACAAGGUGAACAGCCCUUCUCCUUUAGGCUCCCUGCUACUGGUCAGACUGGAGAAACAGAAAUACUGGGUGGAAGAUAACUGGUUCUGCCGCUAUGUCACUGUGGAACUUCCAGGUGGAGACAAAGUGCUGACUUUUCCAUGUUACCGCUGGCUUAUAGGAGACAUAAAGCUGGAAAUAAGAGAAGGAACAGCUAGGACACUGAGGGAUGACUCCUUACCUCUGCUGUUGGCACACAGACAGACAGAGCUGCAGGACAGACAGAAGACUUACAGAUGGGUGACGUGGGCUCCAGGGAUUCCCAGAUGCAUCGAUGCUAAAACAGAAGCAGAUUUACCCCAAGAUGUCCGCUUUGACAAUGAGAAGAGGAGUGACUUUGAACAUUCCCUACACUAUGCCUUGCUGGAGUUGUCACUGAAAAAGAUGGCCAUCAGGUUUGGGAAGUCCUGGAAUGACCUGGAUGAUUUUAAACGGAUCUUCUGGAAGCUGAGAAGUCCCAUUGCUGAGUACUGUAUGGAGCAUUGGAAAGAGGACUGGUUCUUUGGAUACCAGUGUCUGAAUGGCUCCAACCCAAGAAUGAUCCAGAGGUGCAAGACGCUGCCAGGAAACUUCCCUGUCACACCAGACAUGGUGCAGAGCUCCCUGCCUCCCAGGACCAACCUGAACAAAGAGCUAAAGGCAGGGAACAUCUUCUUGUUGGACUAUGCCAUCGUUGAUGGGAUUCCCACCAACACAAUCAGGGGAAAACCUCAGUACAUCGCUGCUCCCCUGUGUCUGCUUUACCAACAUCCAGACCAAGGACUCAUACCUAUUGCGAUACAGCUUGGACAGACUCCAGGCCUGGACACGCCCAUGUUCCUGCCCAGAGACCCACCCCUGGCCUGGGUAAUGGCUAAGUUGUGGGUACGUCACUCUGAGUUCCAGGUGUUCCAGGUGCUGUCUCACCUGCUCAGGACUCACCUGGUCAUAGAGGUGUUUUGUGUGGCGACUCUUAGACAGCUGCCUGCUGUACACCCUAUAUAUAAGCUCCUGGCUCCUCAUCUGCGCUACACCCUAGAGAUCAACUGUAGGGGGCGCACUCAGCUCAUCUCAGCUAACGGCAUCUUCAAACGGGUUGUGUCUACAGGCGGUGAUGGUCUGUUGAUUCUGGCUCAGAGGGAGUACAAGGAGCUGACCUACCGCUCCCUCCACCCCUGCCACGACUUCACUGACAGAGGAGUUUCCCACCUCCCAAACUAUUUUUACAAGGAACAUGGCCUGAUGCUGUGGGACGCCAUACACAGUUUUGUCUCAGAUAUGGUUGGAUUGUUCUACCAGUCAGACCAUGAUGUGCAGGAAGACCUGGAGCUCCAAGCCUGGAUCAGAGACAUAACACAAGAAGGCUUCACAGAGCUCCCCAACUUUGGUCUGUCCAGUAAGCUCAGCACCAGAGAGGAACUCAACACUCUGCUGGCCAUCGCCAUUUUCACCAGUACAGCCCAGCAUGCUGCUACUAACAACGGACAGUUUGACUGGUGUGCCUGGGUACCCAACACACCUUGCACUAUGAGACACCCCCCACCAACAGACAAGGAUUCCAUUACGAUGGAGAUGAUCAUGGCCACUCUUCCUGAUGUCAGCCAGUCCUGCGUGCAGAUGGCGAUCACAUGGCAUCUGGGACGUGCACAACCAGAUGCAAUUCCUUUAGGCCAAUACACAGAGGAGUACUUCACUGAAGGGCAGGCCCAGGAGGUGAUUGACAGGUUCAGAAAGGAGCUGAAGGAGAUCGAGGGCCACAUCCUGAGUCAGAAUGAAGGACUGGAGCUUCAGUACCUUUUCUUGCUGCCCAGCCGCAUAGAAAACAGCAUCACUAUAUAGAAAUACUAACAGACUGUCCAGUACAAGCUUCACUUUUUGUUUUGUUUGUACAUUAAAUUAUUUUUUGUUUUUCAGGAAAUGGCUCGUAAAUCUAUUUUAAUGGAGCGUCAUCAAAAUAUACUUCAUUGCAUGGACAGAUGAUCAUAUAUUACAUUUUUUGUUCUGUAUAAUUACAUCUGCAACUGGAUGAGUGAAACUUUCAGUUUUCUUUGUGAAAUUCCAGCUGACACAAUAUCCACACAUAAAGUUCCUAACAGGCAUGUCACUGGUGACCAGUUUAAUGCAUUGUGGAUAUGUGGACCUGCUUUGACAAUCCUGUCUUUAACAUUCCUCCUGCUGUAAAAAGUAACCAUUAGUUUUGUUAUUAACAUUUUCCAGUUGUGGAUCUCAUUGCAGAUUGUGCCAAAUCUCUCCAUCCUCUUCAGUUUGUUGUUUUCAUGUAGUCUCACAAAUCCUCUUCAGCCUUUUAAACUGACUGAGAGGUAAGAGUUUUUAAAGAAGGUGGAUGGAAACUGAUUGCAAUUUUAACAGCUUUGAUGUCAAGGUCAUUUUCUUUGAUUUUGAUUUAAUUAUUGUUCUUCUUACUUUCUUUUACCAUGUAUUAUAAUUUCAACAUUUUCCAGAGCUAUCAGGAGGGAGCCUGUCCACUUUGGGAUGGGUAAUGGGCAUGAAAUACUGUGGAAAAUUUUUCUGGUUUGGUGAAUUAAGGCUUCCUCUGCUAUGUCAUUCAUAUUAACACGGAUCAUAACCUCUAUUAGAGACUGUAAAGAGGACCUCAAAACUGCAUCUAUGAGUGAAUGUUUUAAAGAAAGAAAG
Thunnus maccoyii (southern bluefin tuna) is the source of this 3113-nucleotide messenger RNA. RefSeq names its product arachidonate 12-lipoxygenase (gene alox12). NCBI's taxonomy places the organism in Eukaryota, Metazoa, Chordata, Actinopteri, Scombriformes, Scombridae. The transcript has 15 exons. Gene Ontology annotation, molecular function: protein binding; arachidonate 12(S)-lipoxygenase activity; iron ion binding. Bases 285 to 2297 code for a protein of 670 amino acids. The record is from RefSeq and is a predicted model, not a curated record. Gene Ontology annotation, biological process: lipid oxidation; linoleic acid metabolic process.